Molecule: messenger RNA, 876 nt
Organism: Cuscuta campestris
Lineage: Eukaryota; Viridiplantae; Streptophyta; Magnoliopsida; Solanales; Convolvulaceae
Source: the annotation of a GenBank genome assembly
CCAAACUCCGUUCCCCACUUUUUUGGAGGUCCGUUCGGCUCUCUUGCUCGUUGAACAACAACAAAACGACGCCACCCACGGUGCCGGCUUGUCGACGGCCCUCCUCAGCACCGGAAGUAGCGGCGGGAAUCCUGCAGGGGGCGGGCAGCAGCGGCAGAAUGGCCCUGGUCGUGGCUACGACAGUUCCCCUCGGAGUUUUAACGGCGGCAACCGAGGACGAGGACGUGGCCGCAGUCGUGGUGGCUCGAAUCAACGGAAACCCACCGGAUCUCAAGCCUGGCAGUUCCCCAACCCCACACCAGACUCAGUUCAUCUACGACAUCCUUGAGCGCGCCGGUAUGGUUUCGUGCAAACCUGCAUCAACCCCAGUUGACACUCGUGGGAAACGUUCGGCCUCAGCAGGUCCUCCAGCACCAGAUCCUACCUUGUACCAGUCCAUUGUAGGGGCAUUACAGUACCUUACCUUCACCCGUCCUGACAUCACAUAUGCCGUCCAGCAGCUGUGUCUCUUUCUUCAUGAUCCACGCCUCCCGCAUGUCACAGCAAUGAAACGGUAUGCAGAUAUCUUUACAAAGGGUCUCCCAACCAUGAUCUUCACAGAGUUUCGUGAUAGCCUGGGAAUCCGAAAGUCACUACCAGUGCCGUUGGGAGCAUGUUAAAUACUCCCUCCGUCCCACUGUCUUUGUCCACUUUUGACUUUUGGAACUGUUCAUCUAAGGACUUUGACUCAUCAAAUUCUCUCAAUGUGUAAGUCUAAAUAUAGUCAUGUGUGAUCUUGUUUGAUUUGUCUUAACAUAUAGAUUAUUAAUAUAUAAUUUCUAUAAUUUUUUAAUAUACAAAUUACAAGAUAAAAUGGAUUAAAGAAGUGCAUUGGAU